AAUAUCCCGGAGGGAGAAUUCCUUUAGUGCCUCUCGCAUUUCCUUAUUCCAACAAUGAAGGGGAAGCCAGAGGUUAGCGCAUGAAAACACGGCAACAACAAGAAUCAGCUAAGGUUAAGCGUGCAUAUUUGAUGACUCCGCCGAGAUAAAGGCCUUCAGUGUAACAAAGAGUUUUUUGGCAUCGCCUUGCAACUUUCUUUUAAGGUCUUAUUCCUACAGUGCCAGGAAAGAACCAAAAAAAUGCAAGAGCCUUGACACCUCGAUAUUUACCGUUGAAGGUAGACCUAGAGAACCACCCCUUUUUCGUGACUUUUGUGACCCCGAAAGCCAUGAACUAUCGACAGUACGCCUCCACGAACGUACGUUACUACAACUGUGCUCAAACUUUAAGGAAUAUAAUAUCGUGAUCGGCAACCCAAGUCACAGCGCGGAGUCGUUCUUUCUGCUCCGCUUCGUUACCUCUGCAACUCGUCUGCCCCACCUACCCCGCACACUCUCCCAGCCCAUUGAAAGACGAAGAAGUGUCGCAGAACUUGAGCUGACUUGAUCCUGCGUGCCCAGAUCCACUACUCUUGGAGUAGUAGUAGUAUUUUUCAAUAUUUAUUUUAUUUAUUCAUUUUUAACGAUCUACGAAUGCUGACAUGGCCAUUUCGAUUUCUUUCCAUUGUCUGGGCUUCAUCGUGCUGGCAGCCGUGUUCAUACAGACCAUCACGGUUGUUGUUAGUAUGAUGUAUUUAAACAACGUGCUGAACACGAUGAGACGGAGCUUCUCCCACAGUAGCAUGUCAUGUUUGAUGGACGCCAAUCUGAGAUCCGCGCCCGGGCUCGAGGAUCCAGAGGACGAAGCGAAAAAGAGCGACCCCUGCUGGCAACUCACGCAACAGCUCCACUACCGAAUAGAAAAGACUAUGGCUGAGAGACUCCAUAAGGACAUGUUCAUGCUGAAGAAAAAUAGGCUAACCGGGGGGCUUCCCGCCCUGUCCCCGACGGGGGUCCGUCGCGUUGUAGCGGCCCAUGUGACUGGCGUCCCCUGUUCCAGCCAACCAGAGGUUUCCCGGGGCAGCAGGGGGUACCUGGGGGAGCGCGUGGGGCCGUGGGAGGGUCACCGUGGCCUGGCCUUCCUCCAGAACAUGGAGCUGGGGGGCUGGGACCUGCUGGUUCCCCGGGCCGGCCUGUACUUCAUCUACUCCCAGACCUAUUUCAGACUGCCCUCGGUGGGGGAGGCAGCGGGGGAGGCCCGGCAGCUUGAAGACGCACAGCUGGUCCAGUACAUCUACAAGAAGAUGAGCUCCUACACCGUCCCCAUCCUGCUGAUGAAGUCCUCCCGCAGUGUGUGUUGGCCCCGGGGCCCGGAGCCGGGGCUCUUCUCCCUGCAUCAGGCCGGCACUGCCCACCUGCAGCCCGCCGACCGUCUCUUCAUCACUGUCAGCAACGUCAGCACUGUAGUGAUGGACGGCAGGACCAGCUACUUUGGGGCCUUCCUUGUGGGUUAAUUGCUCCGUUCAGUCGACGUCAUUGGUUGAUCACAAGAGGAACAAUCAGGGCAAAGGCUUGGGUCUGUUUUGAAAUGGACUAAUUCCCAAAGAGCAGGCUGUGGGAUUUCACGUUAGUCUUUGUGGUAUGAACUACCAUGGGUGCUGGAUCCAUGCUGGAACUGGGAAACAGGGAAAAUAGACUUAAAGACUACGGAGAUGUUGGAAAUGUGGCACAUCUCCAAAUGUGGAAUAUCACCAUGGAUCAGCACUUUAGCACACGUUCAGUUUGUGUCCAUUUGAUGUGAAACAUCUUUAUGUUAAUACACUGUAUUCUUCAUCGUUUUUUAUACAUUUUGUUAAUUGAGAAGAAAUUAUAGUGAUGCAGAAAAUCAGUUAGCCAUUAGAUGUGGUGGAAACUUGAUCUGCUUCAGAAAUGAAACAUGAUUCACAGCCAUUAUUCCGAAAGAAUUGUCAAUUUGUUGUUUAAUUAGCAUAAUGUCUUUACACCGUUUACUGGCUUUAAGCAGACACGUUUUGUUCCAUGUUAAAUUAUAAGGAUAUGGAAACAUUGCAGUUCUUGCCUGUUGUUGGAAAAUGUUUCUUAAUGCAAUGAUGUGUAACACGAAUACAAGCUAUUCAGUGGAUAGUUAUCUAAUUGGUGUUCCCCUACUGAACAUGACUCAACAGAGUUAUGCUAUGAAAUAUGAAGAAACUAGUGAACAUAACUAUGGCAGGACAGUGCAAGUUGGUUUCAAUCCCAGCUGUAAGGUUCCGGGUUUGAUUCCAAAUGUCCAAUUUAGCAGUAGGCAUCUUUGACUGAAGUUUCAAAGCUCUUUGAUGACAUGCAUCUUAAUUCAAACGGAAAAUAUAGCCGAUAGAUGUUCCCUAUUUGGCGGUCAGGAUAAGUCCGAUUUCAAAGCUGGUGUUCCUGAUCAGGUUACAAAUCACAAUCUGUUGGUAGAAGAAGUGAUUCUAGUUUACCCUCCUCACCUGGCAGCUUAUUGUGGCCACCCACACACAUACACACACACACAUGAAAAAGUAAAAAACUACUAUUUUAAUUCAUGAUGUAUUGUUUUCAUAAUGUGGCAGUGAACAUCUCGCCCAGUCUCCCCAGCAACAGCAGUUAUUCCAUUUAAAAAUACGUGUGUUACAGUUCAAGUAAUGCCCAAAAGUUACACAUUGACACAAUCGCACAUUGCACACACACACACACACACACACACACACACACACACAUCAUAACUGUAAAUCUAGCCACUACUUCCUGGCUUUAAGAAGAAGUCAGGUUUUUCUUUUGUUUUGACCUCUGACCUCACUUAAAAUCUCUUUUUGGUCCCCAUGACAAACACAUACGAGUAGAUAACAGGCACACACAGAAAAUUAAACGGACAGAUAUGGACCCUCCCAGUUACAUGAGAGGAUCCAAGGUGCUUUCAACAAAAACCACACAUAGGCGUCCACACACCCUGGACUGGUAUCAAAAAUAUAUAGAGAUAUUUUUUUUACCACGGCCUUCACCAUGGCGAAACACUUUGACUGGGGACAAACAUGAGCAGGCCAUGGAUGUUUUUCUCUGAAUAAUAGUGUUAAAUGUAUGGCUUUGUUUCGUCUAUACGCAUAUAUACACCAACACACACCAUUUAACAAUCCGCUUAGAAAAAAUGAGUUGUAAUAUUACAGAUAUCACGUUGACUGUAAAUAUAUAGUGUAAUAUUGAGCUAUAAAUAAAUUACAAUGCUUGUACUGGUUCCUCAGAAGCUCUGUAAACAGA
Gadus morhua (Atlantic cod) is the source of this 3249-nucleotide messenger RNA. RefSeq names its product tumor necrosis factor ligand superfamily member 10. Gene Ontology annotation, biological process: immune response. Gene Ontology annotation, cellular component: membrane. The transcript has 6 exons. The coding region runs from base 642 to 1493 and encodes 283 amino acids. The record is from RefSeq and is a predicted model, not a curated record. Gene Ontology annotation, molecular function: tumor necrosis factor receptor binding. Lineage: Eukaryota; Metazoa; Chordata; Actinopteri; Gadiformes; Gadidae.